Wasmannia auropunctata (little fire ant) is the source of this 6908-nucleotide messenger RNA. It is a transcript of the gene DNApol-epsilon255, whose product is annotated as DNA polymerase epsilon catalytic subunit A. Gene Ontology annotation, biological process: mitotic cell cycle; base-excision repair, gap-filling; DNA replication. The transcript has 18 exons. Gene Ontology annotation, cellular component: nucleus; epsilon DNA polymerase complex. Bases 145 to 6900 code for a protein of 2251 amino acids. Gene Ontology annotation, molecular function: DNA-directed DNA polymerase activity; DNA binding; zinc ion binding. NCBI's taxonomy places the organism in Eukaryota, Metazoa, Arthropoda, Insecta, Hymenoptera, Formicidae. The record is from RefSeq and is a predicted model, not a curated record.
UGUUGUGUGUGCAACAGGCGGACGCGCGACGAUGACGGUCUGUGCACGCUUGCUUUGAUGAGGAUUUUCUCGAUGUUGUUCCUCGAUUACUAACAUUUAUCUGGUGUAUGUUGGAGAAAUAUCAUCUCGUUCGGCAUCCUCGAAAUGGAAACUUUGCAGAAUACCGGAGCUGUCCGUCCGCCUAGGGCGGUCAACAAGAGAUAUCCGAAUCAAGAGGCCAGCGCGCAGGGGGAAAAUGCACUGGGAAGAUUGCUCGAGAUCAAGGAGGAUAUCAGAAUCGACUCUGUUUACGGAUUCCGUCGAGUCACCGACUCGAAAGAGAGGAUAGGAUUUUUGCUCAAUAUGCACGCGACGGAGAUUGUCGAGGAUGAUAAGCGUCUGUUGAGUGGCGUGGAUUACUACUUCAUCGAGGAGGAUGCUACCAGAUUUAAGGUGUCACUGCCGUUUUCGCCGUACUUUUAUAUUUUAUGCCGUAAAGAUACAUUUGAGGAAGUGUCGACGUUUUUGUCCAAGAAGUACACUGGAAUUUUGACGAGGAUCGAGACUGUUUACAAGGAAGAUCUUGACUUGCCUAAUCACUUGAUUGGUCUGAAACAAAAAUACUUGAAGCUUUCUUUCGCGAAUAUAGUUGAUUUGACGAAAGUUAAGCGCGACAUUGUGCGCGUCGUUAAAGUUAACAAAGAGCGAGAGAAAAGCAAUACUUACUACACAGACAUGCUAGCGACCACUUUGCAACCAAACGAACAGGAUAGCGGUAAACAGAUUUUAGAUCACAUGGAUAAUAUUCUUGAUAUUAGGGAACAUGAUGUACCUCAUCAUGUCCGGGUGUCUAUAGAUGCUAACAUCUUCUGUGGAAUUUGGUAUUCGGUAAAGAGCAGAGGGAGCGAGCCGCCUAUAAUCACGCGAAAGAAAGACAUGAUCGAACCGCCUGAACCUAUUGUGUUAGCAUAUGAUAUUGAAACAACAAAGCUGCCACUGAAGUUUCCAGAUGCCAGUAUCGAUCAGAUUAUGAUGAUAUCGUAUAUGAUAGACGGGCAGGGAUACUUGAUAACGAACAGAGAAUUAAUCUCUGCGGACAUACGAGAUUUCGAAUAUACACCAAAGCCGGAAUUUGAAGGACCUUUCACGAUAUUCAACGAGCCUAAUGAGAAGGCAGCUAUAACAAGAUUUUUCGAUCAUAUCAAUGAGAUUAGACCGCAUAUAUUCGUAACGUACAACGGCGAUUUCUUCGACUGGCCGUUCGUCGAAGCUCGUGCAGCUAUACACAACAUGGACAUGAAAGAGAAAAUUGGUUUUUCCAAAAAUCGCGAAGGUAUUUACGUCUGUCGAGCUGCUAUGCACAUGGAUUGCUUAUGUUGGGUGAGACGUGAUUCUUACCUCCCAGUGGGUUCUCAAAACUUAAAAGCUGUUGCUAAAGCUAAAUUGAGGUAUGAUCCAGUGGAACUCGAUCCGGAAGAUAUGUGCAGAUUAGCAUCGGAAGAGCCUGAAGUGCUCGCGAACUAUUCUGUCUCGGAUGCUGUGGCAACAUUUUAUCUCUAUCAGAAAUACAUACAUCCCUUCAUAUUUGCGUUAUGCACUAUUAUUCCUAUGGAACCCGAUGAAGUACUCAGAAAGGGAUCUGGUACGCUGUGCGAAUCACUUCUUAUGGUGCAAGCUUUCCAAGCUAAUAUUAUAUUUCCUAAUAAACAAGAAACCGAGCUAAAUAAACUGACAAAGGACGGCCAUUUGCUUGACCAAGAAACCUAUGUGGGUGGACACGUGGAGGCCUUGGAGUCUGGUGUUUUUAGAGCUGACAUCCCUUGCCGUUUCAAAAUUGUGCCGAGCGCCGUGGACGAAUUAAUCGGUGGUGUAGAAAAUGCCUUAAAGCACACGAUACAAGAGGAGGAAAAAAUACCGAUCGACAUGGUUACGAAUUUCGAUGAAAUAGUAAAUGAAGUUAAGGGGAAAUUGAAGGAGCUCAAGGAUCAACCUUUGAGAUUAGAAAAUCCUGUAAUUUAUCACUUAGACGUUGGCGCUAUGUAUCCUAAUAUAAUUUUGACUAACAGAUUGCAACCUUCCGCGAUAGUAAAUGAAAUGGAUUGCGCGGUGUGUGAUUAUAACAAACCUGAUGCUCUCUGCCAAAGGAAGAUGCAAUGGAUGUGGAGAGGCGAAUAUUUGGCUGCAAGUUUGGGUGAAUAUCAGAGAAUAAAGCAACAAUUAGAAACUGAAAGGUUUCCACCACAAUUUCCUGGUGGUGCUAAGAGAGCUUUUCACGAAUUGACCACGAAAGAGCAAGCUACAUUUCAAAAAACUAGGCUUACCGAAUAUUGUAAAAAAGCAUACAAAAAGGUCAAAAUUACCAGAAUGGAAGAGAGGACGCAAACGAUUUGUCAGAAGGAGAAUUCGUUUUAUGUAGACACCGUGAGAGCGUUUAGAGAUAGAAGAUAUGAAUACAAAGGAUUAACUAAAGAUGCCAAGCGACAAGUGGCAGCAGCGGUCGCGAAAGGAGAUGCGGCUGACAUAAAAUCUGCCAAGAAUAGGGAAGUUUUGUACGAUUCUCUUCAGCUUGCUCACAAAUGUAUUCUCAAUUCUUUCUACGGCUACGUUAUGAGAAAAGGAGCGCGAUGGCACAGCAUGGAAAUGGGUGGCAUCGUAUGUUACACAGGGGCCCAUAUUAUUAUGAAAGCUAGAGAAAUUAUAGAAAAGAUUGGUCGCCCAUUGGAACUAGAUACUGAUGGUAUAUGGUGCAUAUUACCUGCGUCUUUUCCAGACUCUCUUAUAGUUCACACUACUCAUGAAAAAAGGUCGAAAUUUACGAUCUCGUACCCGAAUGCGGUUCUUAAUUUUAUGGUGAAGGAUCAAUUUACUAAUGAAGUAUAUCACGAGCUUGUGGAUAAAGAUAAUUUAACAUACGAAAUCAAAAACGAGAAUUCGAUAUUUUUCGAAGUUGACGGACCGUAUCUAGCGAUGGUGUUACCCGCCGCCAAAGAGGAAGGGAAAAAAUUGAAAAAACGAUAUGCAGUUUUUAAUUUUGACGGUUCGCUAGCCGAGUUAAAAGGAUUUGAAGUGAAAAGGAGGGGUGAAUUGCAACUGAUAAAAAUUUUUCAAGCCUCUGUUUUCGAAUCCUUCUUAAAGGGAGACACAUUAGAAGAAUGUUACGCUUCGGUCGCGAAAGACGCAGAUUAUUGGCUGGAUUUACUGUACAGCAAGUGUGCGAAUAUGCCUGAUUCCGAAUUGUUCGAGCUGAUAUCCGAGAACAAGUCUAUGUCGCGUAAGCUGGAAGACUACGGCGCGCAGAAGUCCACGUCGAUUUCUACGGCUAAAAGAUUGGCCGAAUUCUUGGGCGAUGAGAUGGUCAAGGAUGCAGGUUUAGCUUGUAGAUAUAUUAUAGCGAAUAAGCCGCAAAGCGCACCGGUCACCGAGCGCGCGAUACCGUUGGCUAUCUUCCAAUCGGAGCCGGCUGUGCGAAGACACUACUUGAAGAAGUGGUUGAAGGAUCCUACCUUGUACAGCGAUGAUAUAAGAGAUAUCUUGGACUGGAAUUAUUACAUCGAGCGACUCGGCAGCGCUAUUCAAAAGAUCAUCACUAUACCAGCGGCGAUGCAGGGCUUAGCGAAUCCAGUUCCACGAGUGCAGCAUCCACCCUGGUUACAUAAGAAAGUGACGGAGAAGAGUACGUCCCAUCGUCAGAAAAAGAUCACAGAUAUAUUUUCUGUGGUGGCUAACGACACAUCUCGCGCGAACAGCGCCGAGCAGCCCCGCGAUAUUGAAGAUCUCGCGGUCGCAGGACCGUCCACCAGCUUCAACACUCCGGUUGUUAAUCAGAGGAAGAGGCAGCAUUCAGACGAGGACGAGGUGGUCAGGGCCAGGAGUUGGAAAGAGGCUCUGGGUUCACCUCCUCCCAGGGGAACAACGAGAGAGGAGAAGCUCAAGUGGUUGGAGUUUCACAAGAAAAAGUGGGCCUUCCAGGCUAAACAGAGGCAUCGCCAUCGGCAGAAGAGGAGCAAGACGGACGAGAGCGACGGAAUUGCUUGGGGAGUUAUACGAAAUACGAAUACGAAUACCAUGACCGGCUUUUUGAGACGCGCUCAAAGGAAAUUGCUGGAAACUCCGUGGCAAAUCGUUCAGCUGUCGGAAACCGGUGAGCCCGGCAUGUUUCGUAUGUGGAUACUGGUCGACACGCAGCUGCAUCAAGUGCGGCUCGUAGUGCCCCGCAUAUUUUACGUCAACACUCGCAAACCGAGGCCCGAUCCGGGGCCCAACGAGCUCUGGAAGAAGAGCUUCAAAUCGUUGCCACGCUCUCGCCCGGUGUACAACUUGUAUCGAUAUUCUCUGCCGGAAUCUCUGUUUCAAGAGCACAGCCGGGAGCUCCUGGAGGAUCUGAGUAAGCCGGAAAUUGAAGGAAUCUACGAGACGCAAAUGUUACUGGAAUUUCGGGCCAUAUUGGAGCUGGGAUGCGUGUGUAUGGUCGAUCCGCGUGCCGCGCGUAAAAUGGCAGACGGAGCCGACACCUUCACUCUGGAUCAAUUGGAGUACAAGAACAUCGGCUUUCGACCUUACCUCAAGCAGACCCAGUCGAUCAACUGCAUAUUCCUCUAUCAUCAUUGGAGCGCGAAUCGUCAGAGAGCACUGUGGGGCUUAUUCCUGAGCGCCAGCAAGAGAGCUCACAUAUUCGUCUUGGAUUCGGUCGCCUCCAAUCAGCUGCCGGGCAUGGGUACGCUGUACACGCAGGAACGUAAGGCAAUGUUGGAAAAAAUUGGCGAAGACAAGAUGAACAAGUUGCCUAAAACUAUGCAGUUCGUCGUGCAAGUUGAGACGAACUUUCAGCAGGUGUGCCGUACGCUGCAGGCGGCCCUGACAACGUAUAAGAACGAAGGCCGCGGCGCUACGAUUAUUAUCAAUCAAACCGCUCUCGACCGAACGCUGUUAACCACCGAAAUGCCGCUUCUCAACGAAUUCCCACUCGUCAGCACGCACGUGCGAGACGUUGAGAAUCUGUACGGUACGUUGGAGUGGCAGAAGAUUGGCGCGAAAAUGAUGGUCAGACACUACCUGAAGAGUCAACAGAUCUUCGAGCUGAUGGCGGAACAAUGCCGAUUCUUUCACGUGCCUAUCGGCAACGUGCCCGCCGAUCCCACGCUCUUCGGCGCGGAUCUGUUCUACGCCCGAAAUUUGCACAGGAACAAUUUUGUCCUGUGGUGCUCGCCCACGGAGAAGCCCGACUUGGGCGGCAGCGAGAACGACGACAACAGGCUGCUGACGGACUUCGAGGAGAGUUCGAGCUGCGCCGCGAACAAUCCCGGCACGUAUUCCAGCGUUUGCGUUCAGUUGGACGUAGACAGUUUGGCGAUCAACGCGUUGUUGCAGUACAAUCAUAUUCACGAUAUAGACGGAACCAGCACGUUCGUGGCGUUUCACAAUCAACAGCGUCCAUCCGUUCAGGACAUGGCGAUGGGCGGCGACGCUGCGAAAAAUAUUCCCAGUUACGACGAAAUUACUCUCUGCAAUCCGGCGUUUAAAACGUUGCGAAGUAUGGUAAAUGCAUGGCUGCUCGACGUAUCCGUGUAUAAAAAUGAAUUCGCCGACUACCAAUUGAUCCACUUCUAUCGGUGGUUGAGAUCUUCAAAUGCCUUGCUUUACGAUCCUGCUCUACGCCGUACUCUACACACUUACAUGAAAAAGUUAUACAUACAAUUAAUAGCAGAGUUCAAAACGUUAGGUUGUAUUGUAGUAUUUGCAAACUUCAACAAGAUCAUUGUAUGUACGAAGAAAAGAUCUGUGAGCGAUGCUUUAGGCUACAUAGAGUUUGUUGUCAAAACCAUACAGAACAAAGAGCUGUUUCACAGUAUUGAUAUUAGUUAUGCUCAAUGUUGGGAGUAUCUAAUAUGGCUUGACCUGCACAAUUAUGCUGGUGUUAAAGCGCAGUUACCUAAAAAUAAUACUGAAGAUAAUAAUAAUACGGAAGAUGAUGAAAAUACUGAAAACGACGACGACGAUGACGACACGCCCCAAAUAGUGAUGAAUUGGAGUUUGAUGGAGUGCUUGCCUAAAGAAGCAGGAUGUUAUGCAAGUUUUAACGCUGUAGUAGCAGGAUAUAUACACGCAGUGUAUCAAUGUAUGAUUGAGACCGAACCCAAUAAUACUAUAAGGCCGAGAAGAAGACACAGUCAAAGCCAAUCAUUUAUAGCACCACUUGGUUUAGGUGCAUUGGAAAAUACAGCCGAGUUUGCCAAACAAUUGAUAUCAGGAGAAAUGUCUCAGAGAUUGUUCAAAAUAGCCCAAAAGAUACAUCGAAAUCUGCCGGAAAAAACAUUGACUCUCCUGGAGUAUCCUAAUGUGGAUAUGGGUGGAAAAGAAAUUAUAAAAAUCAAUCCUGCACUUGAAUUAAUCAAAGCAGUGUGCAAGGUUUUAUCUCUGGACAAAGAGGUGGAGCACGAGGUUUUCGACUUGAAGGCAAAUCUGUUACGGCUAAUUGGAGUCGGCAGCUACGGCGACAAUGUUGAGUGGAAGGAACCGUGUAUUUCUCUCGUUCUGCCAGAAGUUAUAUGCAAAGCAUGCAAUCACACGAGAGAUAUUGAUCUUUGUAAGGAUGAAUAUUGCACAAAUGAAAAUGACAGGCACAUGUGGAAAUGUCCUACCUGCAAUACAUCUUACGACAAUACAGAAAUAGAAUUUUCACUGAUUGACAAGUUGAAUCGCAAGAGCAUGGGUUACGUAUUGCAAGAUCUACAAUGUCGAAAGUGUAAGGAGAUCAAGCGAGAAAACAUGAACAUGCUAUGUUCUUGCUCGGGCGAAUACGUUAAUUUAAUCUCGCGAGACGAAAUCACGACAUAUGUAAAUAUUUGUAAAUCUAUAGCCACCAAAUGUAAAAUGAAUAUUUUGGCCGAGAUAGUGGAGAACACGAAACUUUUUACGAAUUAGUAACUAAA